AUUUUGUUUGAAGGGAAGGAGAAAGAAAAAAGUUUGCAAUGAGAUAAAGAAUAAUCUUCUUUUUACUCGCUCUGAAAUACAAAGGCACGAGGAUCAUCUACAAAAUCCAUGAUGUGAAACAUGGGGCCUACAUAUUUGUACCGUCUCAAUGGGCACUAAGUUGAGUUUAGUUUCCAAUUUUCCAUAACACAGUCAAAAAAAAACCUCGUUCACAUUCACUACACUUAACGGUCUAACACUAGUCUGAGUCUCUCUCACUCACCUCCUCCAGUACUGUGUAAGUUCCCUGCUGUUCUAAAACUAAGCGCACGCCUGUUUUGUUCCUUCACUCACUUAUCUCGAAUCCCCCUCUCUUUAUUUUGUUCCUUCAUCUCGACCAUGGAGGUGUGGGGCCACUCCUUUUUGUUGAUGGGUUUACUUGCAUUUCUUGGAAUGCAGCUUCAUUUGGCAAUGGCAGAGUGCCCCUUAGAUUUGAGCAGAUCAAACUUCACUUUAGUGGCCUCUAUGUGCUCUAAUAAAGAUGACAGAGGGAAGUGUUGCCGCUAUAUCAAUGCUUAUGUUGCAGUCUCCAUUGCUCGCUAUGCAAAUGCAACUAGCAACCUAGGGGUUACUUCAAAUUUAUCGGACAUCUGCCUCCAUUCCAUAUCACAAACAAUGGAUUUGCAUGGUGUUUCACGAAAUGCUACAGUUUUCUGUGGGUUUGGGACAAAAAUUCCUGUCAGUUAUGACUGUAGGGGUCGAACAACGGUCAUGCAGAUGCUGCAGUCUCCAAAAUUUAUGGAUGUCACAGAAAAUUGCAAACUGCCUCUUUCAAAGGAAAGUGAUUGUAGGAAGUGUUUAAAUGCUGGCAUUGUAUACCUCCAUCAUUUGGUAGGAGUAGAAGAUAACAUGACUUUGAGUACUUGCCGUGAUGCAACUUUUGCUGUACUUGCAAGCCAACUUGACUAUGGUUCAGCCGUUGACCUUGCAAGCUGCUUCUUUCAAGUUCAAGGGCUUGACAUUCCUUCAGAAUCUUCUCCAUCUUCGCUGGCCCCUGAGGCUUCUCCAAGUCCAUUGAUUGCUGCUAGCCCAAGCCAACUCACGUUGGGUGUACCUCAAAAUGGACAAAAUGGAAAUCACCAUUCCUAUCACCUGACCUUAAUUCCUACCAUUGGCAUUGCAGUUACAGCAGGUGCUGUCAUGAUGUUAAUAGUCUUGAUAGUUCUUAUUCGUAGGAAAAGCAGAGAGCUAGAGUAUUCUGAGAAUACAGAUAAGACCUCUAUGAAAUCUUUCCCUCCUCCUCGGUCUAUGCGAAAAUUUCAGGAAGGUUCUUCAUCAAUGUUCCGAAAAUUUGGCUACAAGGAGACAAAGAAAGCAACUGAUAAUUUUAACACUGUAAUUGGACAAGGGGGCUUUGGAACUGUCUACAAAGCUCAAUUUAGUGAUGGUUCACUUUUGGCGGUGAAGCGGAUGAACAAAGUUUCAGAGCAAGGGGAGGAUGAAUUCUGCAGAGAGUUAGAGCUUCUUGCUAGAUUGCAUCAUCGUCAUCUAGUAGCUCUGAGAGGCUUUUGCAUUAAAAAAUGCGAGAGGUUACUCAUGUAUGAGUAUAUGGCAAAUGGAAGCUUAAAGGAUCAUCUUCAUUCACCAGGAAGAGCACCUCUGAGUUGGCAGACAAGAAUCCAAAUUGCUAUUGAUGUGGCUAAUGCUCUGGAGUACCUCCAUUUUUAUUGUGAUCCACCUUUAUGCCACAGAGAUAUUAAGUCGAGCAACAUUUUACUGGAUGAGAAUUUUGUUGCAAAGAUUGCAGAUUUUGGCCUUGUACAUGCUUCGAAAGAUGGUUCUGUUUGCUUUGAACCGGUAAACACUGAUAUUCGGGGAACUCCAGGUUAUAUGGAUCCUGAAUAUGUGGUCACUCAAGAGCUCACUGAGAAAAGUGAUGUAUAUAGCUAUGGUGUGCUACUGUUGGAGAUUGUGACUGCAAGACGAGCAAUACAAGAUGGCAAGAAUUUGGUAGAGUCAACCCAAAUGUUGAUGGCUUCAGAAUCUAGAUUAUCCGAGCUAGUGGAUCCCCGUAUAAAGGACUCCUUUGACUUAGAACAGCUUCAGACAGUUGUGACAAUUGUGAGAUGGUGCACUCAGAGAGAAGGACAGACCAGGCCUUCAAUCAAACAGGUCCUUAGAAUAUUGUAUGAGAGUUCUGACCCAAUGCAUAGUGGUUUUGUCCAAGCUGUGGAAGAUGAAGAAUAUGAAGAAACUGAUGGGAGGCCAAGGACAAGUAAAGGGAAAAUGCAUAGGAGUGACCCAAUUUUUCAUAGUGGGGAUGGAAGAUAUCUUGCUUCUUCGUCAAGUACAUCAAGGUCAUAUUGUAGUCGAAGUUUUUUACUUGAAACUGGCUCUCCCCAGUCUCCUCCCAAUUUGCUCUCUCUUUGAAGUCAGCCUCUUUUUUUUGGCUUCCGCUACUGAUCACGAGUAGAAAGCCUGUAGCCGAACGCCAUAACGAGAAGCUAUGGAUCAUGUGGCUGGUAUCGGUUUAUCAUCUUUUUGGAGUAAAAGCUUUCAUAUUAUAGAGCACUUCAAUGAUUCCGAGGGUGUUACUUUGAAAAGGAAAAAGAAAUUGUAAGAUUAGCUCUUUUACACGCUUCAGUUUAUGUUUUAUUGAAAUUUUUUGGAUAUGUGAGGCGUUGAUAUAUUUUUUUUUUCAGUUGUCUCGUGACAGGCACCCUGAUAUUGCAACUAAUCAUAAGGAUUGAUUGAGUUAUUUUGAUUCAUACAAGUAAAAAUGCCUUCAUGUAUACAGUAUCAGACUAUCGGCAAUGUUCCCUUUGUUUUUGAGUGGCUUGUAAAUGAUCCCUUGUGAAGACAAUCCUCUUUAUUUCCCAAAACUUGCUUUGUUCUUCUUUUCUUGUUUCCUGGUAAUAACUGCAUGUACCUUUACAAAAUACAAAUAUAAUCUCUUACAUGAUUUUCCUGCUCAAAGAA
Pistacia vera is the source of this 2958-nucleotide messenger RNA. RefSeq names its product probable receptor-like protein kinase At1g49730. The coding region runs from base 379 to 2409 and encodes 676 amino acids. Gene Ontology annotation, biological process: protein phosphorylation. Gene Ontology annotation, molecular function: protein kinase activity; ATP binding. The transcript has 9 exons. Lineage: Eukaryota; Viridiplantae; Streptophyta; Magnoliopsida; Sapindales; Anacardiaceae. The record is from RefSeq and is a predicted model, not a curated record.